Molecule: messenger RNA, 2084 nt
Organism: Castor canadensis (American beaver)
Lineage: Eukaryota; Metazoa; Chordata; Mammalia; Rodentia; Castoridae
Source: RefSeq, a predicted model, not a curated record
AUGUUACUUCCUUAUGUGUGUUUCAGGCAGCACAAUAAGAUUCGAAGUGUGGAGGGGAGUCAACUGAAGCCCUACCUGUCCUUAGAAGUGUUGGAUCUGAGUUCAAACAACAUCACAGAAAUCCGGAGCACCUGCUUUCCUCAUGGAUUGCACAUAAGGGAGCUCAACCUGGCGAGCAACCGAAUUGGCACCCUGGAGUUGGGAGCAUUUGAUGGCCUGUCACGGUCGCUGCUGACUCUUCGCCUGAGCAAAAACAGGAUCACUCAGCUUCCUGUGAAAGCAUUCAAGCUACCCAGGCUGACCCAACUUGACCUCAAUCGGAAUCGGAUUCGGCUGAUCGAGGGACUCACGUUCCAGGGACUGGAUAGCUUGGAGGUGCUGAAGCUUCAGCGAAACAACAUCAGCAAGCUGACAGAUGGCGCCUUUUGGGGGCUGUCUAAGAUGCACGUGCUGCACCUGGAGUCCAACAGCCUGGUGGAAGUGAACAGCGGCUCCCUGUAUGGCCUCACGGCCCUGCACCAGCUGUAUCUCAGCAACAACUCCAUCUCUCGCAUUCAUCGUGAUGGGUGGAGCUUCUGUCAGAAGUUGCAUGAGUUGAUUCUGUCCUUCAACAACCUCACGCGGUUGGAUGCGGAGAGCCUGGCGGAGCUGAGCAGCCUGACCACCCUGCGCCUCAGCCACAAUGCCAUCAGUCACAUUGCCGAGGGCGCCUUCAAGGGACUCAAGAACCUGCGCAUCCUGGACCUGGACCAUAACGAGAUUUCAGGCACAAUCGAGGACACCAGUGGCGCCUUCAUGGGGCUGGACAGCCUCAGCAAGCUAACUCUGUUUGGAAACAAGAUCAAGUCCGUGGCCAAGAGAGCAUUCUCAGGGCUAGAAGGCCUGGAGCACCUGAACUUGGGAGAGAAUGCCAUCAGGUCAGUCCAGCUUGAUGCCUUUGUGAAGAUGAAGAAUCUUAAAGAGCUCCACAUCAGCAGUGAGAGCUUCCUGUGUGACUGCCAGCUGAAGUGGCUGCCACCAUGGCUAGUGGGCAGGGCACUGCAGGCCUCCGUGACAGCCACCUGUGCCCACCCAGAGUCACUGAAGGGCCAGAGCAUUUUCUCCGUGCCACCAGAGAGUUUCGUGUGUGGUAAGACUGUCUUUGAAAUUUUAUUUUCAUGAAGGGCAAGGAGGCGAGGAGGGAACCCCUCAUUAUGGGAGUAAUUCCUGUGAUCUGAGUAAACUCGGCCCGCGGUUACAGACCAGCUGCUGGAUGCAAUUUAUUUCCCCCUGAAACCACACAAUUUCCCAAACGGUGCCACAGCUUGUGGUUCUUGAGGUUCAUGCACUGAAUCAGAAGGGAGUACAAGUGGGCUCGUCUGCAAAUCAGCUACAGGAGGCGCUGGUGUUUCAGAACGGCUCUGGUGCUGUGCUUGGCUGUGAACUUACGCCGGGUGUGAGGCUGAGAUUUUUUAAUGUGUAUUUCUUUCCAGACCCAAGAAUGAGAGGUUAAACACAGGAAGAACAGGUCUCAGGAGAGUAACUGCUGUAGUAAAAAUAAUUCCUCCAUGUUGACUUGCUCUUUUGCUGUUUCUCCACACCACUGAAAUCUGCCCUGGAAGCUUGGAAUUCUUUCUUCCUCUGAUUGCUGCAACAGAGCUCUUGCCAUCUUUUUAACCAGGGGUGGUCGGACUCCCAGUUUGGUUGCAAAAAGUGCAGGAAAUGCUGAAGAGAUGAAAACACACAGGAAACCAGCCUCAUGGCCAAGAGGAUGGGGUUAGAGAACAAGAUGAAUUUCGAAUAGCUCCUGGGGUCCUGGUCGGCCACUUCUCUUUCCCACUUUUGUUGUAGGGAUAUGGGUAAACAAGUGUCCUCCGUCCAUCCACACAGCACUUCCCGGCCACCACACCAGGGAGAAGCAACCACCAAGCGUGUGAUCACAGCCCCCAACACUAGGCUUCCCCGGCUGGUCAGUCUUGGGAGCCUUCUGCUUGGAAUCUGAGGCUGUGCAUGGCUCCCGUCCUCCAGGGCCAGAGUAGCUGUGCAGGCCAUGGUUCAUCAGUCCGGUGCUCGUCUGGUUGGUGGCCAUUACCCUAUUUCUAGAA